AUGCUUCUCGAAGAUCAGCGCAACAUCCACGAAGAGCUCGAGCGCCUAGAGGAUGCCAUCGCGGACCGCCUGCUCGAGGACUCGCCGCAAAUCCGCGAUCGCCUUGCGCGCGACCACGACGUCGCCCAAUUUCUCCGCCAGAUCGAGGAGCGAUCGGAGCGCCUCAUUUCUAUUUACCAAGAUGUCGACGGCAAAAAGGAUGAUGAGGUCCGGAACCUGACUCUCGGCGAUCCUAUGGAAUCGUUCAUGCGCGAAAUCGCGAACAUCAAGGCAUACCACGAGAAAUACACGAACCUUCCGGUCGAGAACCUUGAGAAGGCGUACAAGCGCCGGUCGCCCGAGGACCACGCUCACUCUAUCGCCGCGAUCGACUCCAUGUUCACAGGCGAAGAAGGUUUUGGCCGCUUCUUUGACCUGACCACGCUGCAUGAACAGUACCUAAACCUUCCUGUUCAUCAGCAAGCGCGCCGCCUGACCUACUUGCAGUAUCUCGACGUGUUCGAUGUCUUUACUCCGCCUCAAGCUACCAUUCGUCGCGACCAGAAGAUGUCCGAAUCUUAUUUCCAGUAUCUGAAGGCACUGCAAGAUUAUCUGGAGAGUUUCAUGCGCCGAACUAAACCGCUCGAGAAUCUGGACAAGAUCUUUGCCAACUUCGACAAGGAGUUUGAGGAGCAGUGGGCGAAAGACGAAGUGCCCGGCUGGGAGAAGAAUUCGGCACAGGCCGGUCCGGCAGGCGGGGACGCCAUGGAAGAAGGCAUCUAUUGCUCAGCCUGCAAGAAAGGCUUUGCGAAAGAGUCAGUCUACGAAGCGCAUUUGACCGGCAAGAAGCACAAGAAGGCCGCUGUGGAGCUGGAGAACAACGCAAGUGGUGCCACUACAAAUGGCGCCAGCACAGAUAUCAAUCGCUUUAAAGAGCGUGCCGUAGCCGAGCGAGAGUUCCGGAUACGCAAGCUUGCUGCGGCGAUGCAAACAGAGCGCGGCGAUACCAAAGUCAAUGUAGAGCGAAAGCAAGGCAUGACAGAACGCGAGCGGCAACAAGAGCUGGAGCAGCUUUACUCGGAGGCUCCAGAUACUGCGAACGGCGGCAACGAUGAGGAUGACGAGGAAGACAACGAGGAGAAGAUCUAUAACCCGCUCAAGCUACCCCUCGCCUGGGAUGGCAAGCCCAUCCCCUUCUGGCUUUACAAGCUUCACGGACUGGGCGUUGAAUUCCCUUGCGAGAUUUGUGGAAACUACGUCUACAUGGGCAGGCGAGCAUUCGACAAACACUUCAACGAGCCACGCCACAUACACGGUCUAAGGUGUCUCGGCAUCACGAACACAACUCUUUUCCGUGAGAUCACUAACAUAGACGAAGCGCAAACACUGUGGAAGAAGAUCCAACAAGACAAGAAGAAGGAGAAGGCGACUGUCGACAACGUGGUGCAGAUGGAGGACUCGGAGGGUAACGUCAUGCCCGAGAAGGUUUACCGCGAUCUCGAAGCUCAGGGAUUGGUGUGA
Messenger RNA from Didymosphaeria variabile, 1500 nucleotides. RefSeq names its product Pre-mRNA-splicing factor sap61 (gene sap61). Gene Ontology annotation, cellular component: spliceosomal complex; nucleus. NCBI's taxonomy places the organism in Eukaryota, Fungi, Ascomycota, Dothideomycetes, Pleosporales, Didymosphaeriaceae. Gene Ontology annotation, molecular function: RNA binding; zinc ion binding. Gene Ontology annotation, biological process: mRNA splicing, via spliceosome. The transcript has a single exon. The record is from RefSeq and is a predicted model, not a curated record. Bases 1 to 1500 code for a protein of 499 amino acids.